AAAAUUAUUACUGCAGCAGAGCCGAGCAGAGGGAAACUCGAGAAUUAAUUUAGAAAAUAAACCACAAACUGUGUAUUAAAAAUACAGAACCGACACAACACAUUUUAUACUCUACAAUUCAGUUGACUGAAAGACUGAAAUGAACUGAAAGAAAGACUGAAAUAGACUGAAGAUUUAACUUUGAUUUAACUUGAUAGAGAGCGCCAGUUGAGCGCGCUAUAGCGCUUUUCAUCAAGUUUUCAUUUUCUAACAAACUGUCAAUAUGUCGGUCAGCUCCCAAAAGCAUUUAAGUAAUAACGAAAGUAAUAAAAAGAAUGACAAAACACUCAAACCACUGUUUCCAAAGCAAGCAGAAUGUUCAUAUGUGUCUUGUUAUUGCGAAGAAAAUGUGUGGAAACUGUGUCAAGAUGUAUCAAUUAGGAUACCGGGGGAAUUAGACAGGUGCUUUGUGGUUUUUAUUUCAAACCCUUGUCGUACGGUGCCGCUGUGGAAACAAAGGGCAGGGCGUGAAGAGGAUCGCCUUGUAAUAUGGGAUUACCAUGUUAUAUUUUUGUACUCAUGGGACUCUAAGACUUGCCUUGUUUAUGAUCUGGAUUCAGAGCUACCAUUCCCUACAUUCUUUCAUAAAUAUGUCACAGAGACUUUCCGCACCGACCAAGUUCUGAAGUCGGACUUUCACAGAUUCUUCCGUGUGGUUCCUGCGAAGCAAUUUUUACAGCACUUUGCUUCUGAUCGUCGGCACAUGAAGCGGCCUGAUGGCUCUUGGAUUAAGCCUCCACCACCAUAUCCUGCCAUAUGUACAAGUGUUUCAACCCACAACUUGGAUGAAUACAUCAACAUGGACCUGGGAAUAGGUCCUGGCCAAGUAUUUAAUUUGACAGAUUUUGUACACCGUUUUUACAAAGUUGAAAAAUAAGUUUAAAGUCUAAAACUUUAGAUAGCCAAUUUGUUUCAGCGAUUGCUGGGUUUUUGUUGAUUAUGUUUUAAUAAUCUUUGUUAAGUUUUUAUUAAUUUGGUUUCCAUUAUAUGUUGGUGAACUAUUAUUAAAUUAUUUUUAUUAUACAAUGUUUGUAAAAUCCAAUUUUUAAUAUUAAUGAAAAUAAUAUCUUUGUUAAAGCUGAAUUAUGCUAAACAUUCAAGAGCUCUUUUUAUGUAAUCUUUAAAAAAUAACUAAUCAAUUUCUUUUGCUAUUAUUAAAUAUUGGAUUUCACAGAUAUGUGUGUUUGAAAUCACAUUGUGAUAUUAUUUGUUAUGGGCAUUUAUUUUAAAUAUUACAUUCAAAAUACAUUUAAAUACACACACAUUUAAUAUAUUACAUUCACACACCAUGAAAUGGUUUUGCACAAUACAUACAUAGAUAUUUAAUAUUACAGAAUUAUAUGCUUUAUGAUACAUGUUUCUAUGUAGGAAUAUACUUAAGGCAUAUAGCCUGAUGUUAUUCUUUUACCUGCAUAGAAAUAUUAUGCAAAUAUUUGAUAUAAAAUACAUUUUUAAUAUUCCAUACUGUUACAGCUUUAUGAUAAUCGCUUAGAGGAAUUUAUGAAAUUAAAAUUUUGAACAUGUUAUUGUUGCUUCGUUGUAAUGGUUUAUGAAUGAUAAAAAUUCUUCAUUUUUAUAAAUUCAGAAUUGUCGACAUAGGUAUAAGAUUAAUUUUAUUUAAAAUUAAAGUCCUUUUUAUAUAUUAAGUAAACAAAUUUCUAAUCUCAGAGCUUUCUUUGGUAUCUUAUAACCUCAAGAAUGGUUUGAGUGUGUUGUGCUAUUUUAAGCAGAAUGAUUUGACUAUAGAGUAAUUUUUUGUUGUCUUUACAUUAAUAUUAACUGGAUUUUUUUUUACAUUUUUAAUCCUAGUACACCUAAUAAUGUCUACUGCAUCUCAACUCAUCUUUACUCAAAUGUAUUUGUCCUUUUUAUAUUUUAUUUUUUACGGACUUUCUAAUGCGUGUAUGAACGCGAUCAAUUAACGCCAUUGUAAAAACUGUCAGCUUAAUUUCUCAUUUGAAUAAUAGGUGAAUAAUUUCAAUGAAAACUUAAACUUGAACAACCUCGUUAAUUGUAGUCGCAGGUCGCGUGAGAGACGAAGGUUCGACUUUAUAAUGGUUUUGUCGCGUUUUAAGUUCACCCUUAUGCAUAAUAGCACGCACCUACACAGUGGACAUAAAUUGGAUGUGAACACGCCCUAAUGGAAAGAAUUUUGAAGUUCUUAAUUUAAAUAUGACAAAAUUAUUGCGGGAAAAAAAUUGGGGUUAUGUAUGCCACUACAGUAAUAAAGAAUAAAAGACAAUUAACAUAGAAGGUGGAUGUUUUGUAUGAAUGUGUGAGGUUAUGUUGUGUGACUGUCAAAGAUUAAACGCAUGUAGUACUGCAUUAAAAGUAAAAAGUGUGGCCUCAAUUAUGAAAAAAGUCUCUGAAAUAAGAAAUCGUGAAUAAGUCCAGUUUGAUUCCCUGGUUAGUUAUUUUAGAAUUUAUUGGGAAUGACAGAGCGUAGAGUUUCGACUCAGUAAGUGCCAUUUUAAAAGUACCAUACAAAAAUGUUUCUUGUAGAACUGACAAAGUUCGCUGGAAAGAGAAAUCCUCGCUCUUAAGGAUCUAUAGAUUUUUAAUUGGAGUUGAGUACCUGCUUUUUAUAAAAAGUACAAAAUUGUUCAUCUUCUUCAAUAUGUUAAAAAACUACGCUUAUUUUAACUUUUUAAGCGAUUAUUUGUCGCAUUACAUUUUAUUUUUAACUCAUUAACCAUCUGACGUACAAAUUAUUCUUUAACUUAUAAGAGUGAGUAUAAAAUUUUAGUAGGUUUUUGAACUUUACCUUAAUUUAUUGGAAAUUAUACUUUAUACUUGAUUAUAUAAUUAUAUUAUACCUGGUUAAUAAAUAACGUUUAAGUAUAAUUAUUGUAAUGUAUAUCGCGAGGUAGCUUUUGUAUGUUGUUAAAUCUAUUUCAUAAUUUUGUAUCAACUUUUUAUACACUCUUUUUAACCUUCCCUAGCACCACUAGAGUUAAUUGUGAACAAUGUUAAACUCGUAGCGUUAAUAAUUAUGUAUUUAAAUAUUAAUAUUGGUUUCGCGUAUAUUUGUAAAGAUUAAAAAUUCAU
Molecule: messenger RNA, 3087 nt
Organism: Papilio polytes (common Mormon)
Lineage: Eukaryota; Metazoa; Arthropoda; Insecta; Lepidoptera; Papilionidae
Gene: tun
Product: protein N-terminal glutamine amidohydrolase
Exons: 5
Coding region: 263-916 (217 amino acids)
Cellular component (GO): nucleus; cytosol
Molecular function (GO): protein-N-terminal glutamine amidohydrolase activity; protein-N-terminal asparagine amidohydrolase activity
Source: RefSeq, a predicted model, not a curated record